Molecule: messenger RNA, 355 nt
Organism: Styela clava
Lineage: Eukaryota; Metazoa; Chordata; Ascidiacea; Stolidobranchia; Styelidae
Source: RefSeq, a predicted model, not a curated record
UUGUACCAUAAUUUUAUUUUAACAACCGGAACGCAAAUGCAAUAAAAUGUCCAACAACCGGAACGCCGUUCCGGUGCGUUCCGGCUACAGCUCACGACUGGACACAUGUAAAGGUGACAGUGGCGGUCCUUUACUGUGUCUUGAUAAUAACGGAAAGUUUAAUUUGCAUGGUAUAGCUUCAUACGGCCCAACACCAUGCGGACAACGGGGCCUACCGGGAAUAUACACCCAGGUAUCAGGAUAUCGUGACUGGAUUGAUUCAAACAUGAAAUAAAAAGAUUUUCCUUUGAAACAAAGCAUGGAGCAUUGAAGCACUAUUUAAUAUUAUUUUUUGCAUAUUCUAUUUAUUAACAAA